AUGGAGUCCUGGGACAACAUCUCUACACCCUCGGCCUCGGCAGCUUAUGGAGCAUCCGAUGGGGCGUGCCCGUCUGACCCUACCGACGCACUCUGCCAUCCAUACGAGGACGCGUAUCUCGAGUCCUCCACUGGCAGGGUCGCGUCCUCAUACAACGAGGCAUCCUACGCGGAUUCGCACCUGGCGUCCUUCUCGAGAACCGACCCCUCCACCGGGCGGCACAAGUUCGCAGUGGUCAACCCUGCUGACCUCGGACCUGCCCCGUGCUCCCUUCCCACCGGCCGUGAGGAUGACAUCCUAUCCUCUCCCUCGUACGGGUGGAUCGAUCUGGCAAGGGAAGGCGCAACUACAGCGGACUCCGUUUACCCCCAGCCAUCCUCGAGCUCGUACAACGGAGCUUACUCGCUCAUGCCAGUCUCGGACACCGACGAUAUGCUGUCCAGGCCGUUGGGGAUCCCUUCUGACACUGGACUGUUCGUUGGCCACUUCACCGAGCGCGAGCCGCUGCGCCCCCAGGCCACCGCUGCCCCAACCAUGAUGGGCUGCAAUUACUCCAACCUCCCCGACCACGCGCUCGACACGCAGCACCUCGCGCACGGCCUAAGCAGUCGCCGCGGUGGUGUGUGUGCCCCGUCGCGCUACGACUUCGCUUCUAGCUCAAUCUACAGCCUGAACCACGCAUACGGCACGCAGGCGCAGGAGUUGCAGGCUCCUGAGGUCAACCGGGCCCAGAAGGUCGACUAUAUGGCCGCGGAGGCCCUAGGUCUCGACCAUGCAGCGCUGCUUUCACCACCCAAUGUCACGCCGGGCACGUCCGGUGUGGGAGGUGCCCCGGUCACUCAAGCCUCCAUUAUGGGUACUGAACGACCCACUGCGAACGGACGCAAGAAGUACCUAUGCAACGGAGGUCAUCGCACAACCGAAAACAGCAUCUCGCGACGCACGACCUCGCCCGGGUUCGAUACUGCUGCCCCGGGCCUCAGCUCGGCUACCACUGCAGACCCGGUCUCUCGUGGAGCCGCCGAGGCGAUAUGUGGGACCACGUCCGAGACAAACAUCCCGGCUGCCCCGCGCCUCCUAAACAGAAACGAGACAAAAACAACGAACCGCGGCGCUCCGAGCCGCCCCUCUAUUAGUAGUUAG
Molecule: messenger RNA, 1143 nt
Organism: Trametes versicolor FP-101664 SS1
Lineage: Eukaryota; Fungi; Basidiomycota; Agaricomycetes; Polyporales; Polyporaceae
Exons: 3
Coding region: 1-1143 (380 amino acids)
Source: RefSeq, a predicted model, not a curated record